AGAUUGUUAUCUUCUCAAACUGCAGCAGCCUCCUUGCCUCAAGGAAACAACAAAACACUCCCGUGGAAGGAGAAGCUCACUCCAGAUCUCCCAGAGAAAGGGUCCUGGCAGCAGCUGGAAGUCUUCCUACCUGCUCAUUCUUUCCCCAGAGAAGCCUGAGUUUCAGUGAGGAUGGAAUCGCUCGAGACAGCAAGUAACUUGAGCCUCCAACAAGCUGAACUCCGACUCUGGCACGUCAUACUGAUCGAAGUGAUUGCCCUCCUUCUUCAGGCGGUUCUCCUCUUAAUCCUGUACAUUUUACUCCGUAGGCAAAUAGCCAACUACUAUUGCCAAACGGUGAAAGCUGUAAGUGUCCAGGCCCAGACCCAGGCACCAAAGAAGCCAGAAGGCAAUCAUGAUCUAUCUGCUUUGAAAAAGACAGGGUCUAAGAGGAAUGUUCCAGGUCCUGCCCUGUCUUAUAAGGAUGAUAGUGGCAGUGACAGUGAUUCCUCCUCACAUAGCUCUGACAGUUCAGAAAGAUAUCCUCCAGCUUCCAACAGAAAGGCACUCAAUGAUAUGAAUUACAGCACCCUGGUCUUUCCAGCCUCUGUUUCCCGAAUGACUUUGUCUCUUGAUGACUAUGAGAACAUAAAGGCAGCUGGUGAUUAUGUCAAUGUGGACCCCAAGAAUCGUAUGAAUAAUGCCUGGAAUUUCAGUAACUCCUUCUCUUCUGAGCCAGUGGAGUACACAGAAGUGGCUAUGUGA
Molecule: messenger RNA, 744 nt
Organism: Vombatus ursinus (common wombat)
Lineage: Eukaryota; Metazoa; Chordata; Mammalia; Diprotodontia; Vombatidae
Gene: RHEX
Product: regulator of hemoglobinization and erythroid cell expansion
Exons: 6
Coding region: 172-744 (190 amino acids)
Cellular component (GO): plasma membrane
Source: RefSeq, a predicted model, not a curated record